UCAGAUACUAAACUUCAAUGUGAAGGUGUAUCUAAAGCACUUAAACGAAAUAAAUCAAUCGAAUACAAUGCUACCAAGAAAUGUCUUGAGAGUUUUCCUUUUAAUGCUAAACGCGCUACCAAAAUGGUUGAUCUGACGUUACAUUUCUUGUCAAGUUAUUAUGUUUUCUUUGAUCGAGCCAAAGAAGGACCACCGGAUGGAUUUACUUAUCAACCUGUAGACCUAGAAAAUGAAUUAAAAUCGUUGCGUACUAAAACUUUUAAAUCGGAUUAUGACUUUACGACGGCUUUAAGAACUAUUCUUUUUAAAUUAAAAGAUGGUCAUACAAGAUUCAUAAAUAAUUGUUAUACGAAUUUUAUUUAUGAUCAAAAAUUAAGUUUAUAUUCUGUGAUUACGACUGAUAAAAAACAGGUUUUCAACGAUACAUUAGAUCCAUCAAAUAAUGACUGUGAAGUCAUUGAAAUUGAGGGAAAACCUGCAUUACAAGUGAUAAUUGAUUUUGCAAAUGAUAAAAUCGCCUAUUCAAAAGAUUUGGGCGUUCGAUUCAACAUGGCUUUGGCUCCUAGCAGACCAGAAUAUUCACAACACUUUACUUUACGAGAAGAUUUACCUGAAACUUCUAGCAUCGCAUAUACCUUGAAGUGUCCAAAAAAACACAAGAACAAAUCUUUUAAAUUAGAAAGGCCAUGGAACAUUACAUAUGCAGAUGGAAUUGGUCUUUUUGAGAACUUUUGUUUAACACAAAAUAACAUUACUUCUUUUUCACUUAAUGAUAAUUUUGCAUCAAGUAGUAAAGUUACAAAGUUAGUAUCAAACGAUAAAAAUCCAGAGUCAGAAUCAAGCAAUAAACUUAAAGCAUCGACAUCGAGUAAUAAAAUUGCACAUGCGAAAUUAGUAGUUGAUGAUUUUUACAUAUUAGAUGACGAAAACAAAGUUGGUAUUGCAGUAAUUACUCAAGAAAAACAAAUCUUUGAGGCUGGACAAAAAUUUGGGUUUAAUGAAUUAAAAAAACGAGGUGUAGAAAAGCUUAUUUUAGAUAUGACAAAUAAUAUUGGUGGAGCUCUUACUGAAACUCUAUUCUUGACAUCAUUACUACUUUCAUCUGAACAACCCAAUUCGUUUCCGACGAAUAUAAUUAUUAAUGAUUUUACUAUUCGAACAAUUGAAGACAAUUUUAAACACUUAAGUUCAGAUGAUUAUAAUUUGUAUAAUCCAAAUUUUUAUUUGAAGUUUCCUCGCGGCGAUAAAUUUAGAUCUCCUAGUGAGUUUAUAGGAACUCGAAAAAAUCGAACAUCUAAUUUAUACCUUAAUGCUCUAACACCCGAUGAAAAGAAAUUACUCAAUAACACCUCUUUUCCAUGGACUAGUGAUGAUAUCAUCAUUUUAACUAAUGGAUUUUGUGCAUCCGCAUGUGCGUUAAUCACCAUGUUUUUUUCUGAAAUUCAUAAUGUUAAAACAGUUGCCGUUGGUGGUCUUUAUAAUACACAAAUGUCAUAUUCUACUUUUCCUGGUGGUGAAGUUACAUCAGAAAAUAUUAUUGGAGGUGAUGCUGGCGAUAAUUCUACUGAAUUUCCAGGAGUGAACGCGCUUCUUCUUACUGUAAGAGAAGCUCAUGAUUUUGUCAAAAAUGGUACCAUAAAAGUAAAAGAUGUAUUAGAAUAUUCAUAUAAACCUGCUAAAUAUAGACUUUAUUAUGAUGAAAAUAAUGCUAAAGAUCCUAGCUUAUUAUGGCUUGAAGCUUCUAAAAUUUUAAACAAAAAAACUUAG
Messenger RNA from Racocetra fulgida, 1767 nucleotides. The record is from the annotation of a GenBank genome assembly. Lineage: Eukaryota; Fungi; Glomeromycota; Glomeromycetes; Diversisporales; Gigasporaceae.